AUGCCGCUUUGCUGCGCUCUGCAGAUUGCACUCGUCUGUCUCUUGCGCUCUUGGAACGUUCAUCCUACUGCAGUAGUCGGCCAUUCCAGUGGCGAAAGUGCUGCUGCAUUUGCUGCUGGUGCCCUAGACAUGCGAUCGGCCAUCGCCGUGCAAUACUAUCGUGGCUUGCUCACCGGAAGACUGGCGGGUACUCGGUCGACCAAAGGAAGCAUGAUGGCUGCAGGUCUCAGCUUGGAAGAUGCUGAGCGAUACCUUUCCAAAGUUACUUCUGGUAAAGCCGUGGUUGGGUGCCAUAACUCGCCAUUGUCGGUAACCUUAUCGGGAGAUGCAGAUGCCAUCGAUGAGCUAGAGAUACUGUUGAAAGUCGAUGGUGUCUUUACUCGCAAGCUCAACGUCCCGACCGCCUUUCACAGUCACCAUAUGAGUCACGACUAG
Messenger RNA from Pyrenophora tritici-repentis Pt-1C-BFP, 435 nucleotides. The record is from RefSeq and is a predicted model, not a curated record. Lineage: Eukaryota; Fungi; Ascomycota; Dothideomycetes; Pleosporales; Pleosporaceae.